GUCUAUUAAUUGUCACACUACACCAACAGUGGUGUAGAGAAUUCCUAACACUAACUAUACCUAUUCUUCGGAAGAACAUUAAGGGGUAGUUUGCUUGUUGGAUUUGGAUCAUGGAUUUGGUACCCAAAUCACAAACUUGAUGGAUUUAACACAAUUUCAUUGUUUGUUGAUGGGUGCCAAGUCCGUGAAGUCCACAGAUUUGUUCUUUAAUUUGAGAUCAAACCCGUGGAUCCUACGGACUUGUAAAUCCCACAUACUUGUUUGGGAUUUGUAAAUUCAUAAUGGUUAGUUACUUAUGUGAAAAAUCCAUCAUAAAUAUAUUAUUAAAUCUAUCAUGCAAACACUAGACUUUUUUUUAAACUCAAACACUAGACUUUUCAAUCCAGAAUACAAUAAGGGGUCGUUUGGAUCUAGAAUUAUGAUGUGAGGAAUUUGGGAUCCAAUUUCCUCAUUAUAAAACACGGGUAUUUAAAGUGCAAGAUUUUAACAAUUUGUUUGUUUGUUUACGGGCCCGAGAUUUCUUAAACAACAAUUUAACCUUUUAUGGCAGAUGCCAAAAUACAACUCUGCCCUUUGCUAAUUGCUACUCUUCUUUGCAGACAACAACCCAAAUAUUCUUCCCUAACCCAUCUUUUUCUUCUACCUUCCCACUGUUGCUCCUCUCAACGGCAGCUUGCUGAAUCCGUCAAUCGCAUCUCUCUAGCUAUUUCCUCUUUUCGCCCCUCAAUCUUAACGCUGAUUUCGUUGAACCCAGAGCCCAAACCUAUUGCAUGUUGAUUUGCAAGCCUCGAAGAACCCCAAACCCAAAUUGAUUCCUUCUCUAGCCGGAGCUUGCCGCAUGCCUCGAAGAACCCUCCCGCCGGCUGGAAGUAGACCAAUCUUUGGAGGUAGAUGAAUUGCUCGAAGAACCCUCUCGUCGGCUCAUGAAGAAGAUAUAAAUUCAGGUUCCAGAUCUGAAUUCUUCGCUGACCGGCGCAGGGGAAGAAAGCGGAGUGCGGCGAAGGAAGAUGAGAAAGGAGAUGAGUCGGGGGCGGCGGUGCACGAGGAUGUGGUGGUGGUCGCCUCUCUCACGUCGUUAGUCGUCUCUCUUGCGUCUAACUCCGGCGAGAUUGGCUCUGGGCACGUUGGGACGCAGCCACACAGGGACACAUCGUCGUCGGUCGUCUCUCUCGCAGCCACGCAGGGACAAACUGGGAAGAAACAAAAAAAUCGGGGCCGGAUUUUAAAAUACUUGGUGGCUAGCAGCUAUUUUUAAUUCCGGGCUGGGUCGAAUUUCAAAAACCUGGUGGCCCAAAUCCCGCCCCUUUUUUUUAGCUAUCCAAACAGGAGAAUGGGUUAAAUUCCUGGACGGGCCAGGAUUUGGGCCGAAUCCCUGCCCACAUUUUGGGAUCCAAACGACCCCUAAAUCUAUCAUGAAUCCCAAGGUUUUUGUUACCAAAAUCUUUAUUUUUCAAAUCCAACAAACAAACUACCUUAAAAGCCAAACGUGGCCCGUAGCGUAACAGAUCGAAGGCCCAACUAACCUGCUGGGCUACUACUAGUACUGUCUGCAUGGGCCACGGCAAUAGGGAGGCGAACGACACCGUUCUGUUCAGCGUUCUGGUAGUGGCAGUGGGAUGUAAAUGACACGUCAUCUUCGCCCUCCUCACGGAACAAAACCCUGGAAGAAAUUCAAUUCAUCCCGCCGACUUAAAACCCUCAUUCUGUUUCUUUCCCUCUUUUUCAAGUCUACCAAUGGAGGAGCCGCGGCGGCAGCAGCAGCCGUCGCCAGAGCUUCGCGCUCCAACGGAGCCGAACCCGAAUCAGAAUUUCUGCCAAGAAGCUCAACGCACAACGGUAGUACUAUGCGUAGAAUGCAAAGAGAAGGCGGCGAAAUACAAAUGCCCCGGCUGCUCUCUCCGGACCUGCAGCCUCCCUUGCGUCAAAUCACACAAGCACCGGACUGGCUGCUCCGGCAAGCGAGACGUCGCCCCUUUCGUUCCCAUGUCUCAGUUCGACGACAAAACCCUUCUUUCUGAUUAUAACUUUCUCGAGGAAGCGAAGAGAGUGGUUGAUUCAGGUGCAAGGAUGAGAGUUCAAUUGCGUGCUUACCCUCAAUUUCGGCUGCCCAUUCACCUUCAAAGCCUGAAGCGUGCGGCAUCAAGUCGCAGAACAAACCUCCUUCUUCUCCCUAGUGGAAUGUCAAGGAGGGAGAAGAACCAAACUCGCUAUGACCGCAGGAAGAAGUCGAUCUUCUGGACCAUAGAAUGGAGGUUUCGCUCAACUGAUGUUGUUCUAGUUGACCAUGGCGUAAAUGAAAACUCGUCAAUUUGCUCUGAGAUUCAGAAGCAUCUGAGCCCAGGACCAUGGAAGCAUAAGUUAAAGCAGUUCUGUGAAGCGGGUUUGGAAUCUCUCAAGUGCUUCAUACGCAAAUAUCCAAAGGGGAAAUCACCUUUUCGGGAGCUGGAUAUAAAGGCCCCUUUAAAGCAGCAAUUAGGGAAUCUAAGUGUGUUGGAGUACCCUGUCAUCUACGUUCUUCUCCCUUCUCAAAGUUGUGAUUUUGAAGUUGUAGAAGACUUGCUUCCGGUGGCGCGUAGGCCGGAAGCUAAGAAUCGUGUGAGCAAUGAUGAUCAAUUGAUGAUCCCGAAUGGUGUUCCCUUCCGUGAGGAGGAAAUCAUUGAAGAAGAAGAAGAAGAAGAAGAAGAAGAAGAAAAUGGUCCUUCAGGUGAUACUCAGGUUUAUGAUCUUCUUGCACAGGGCGAAGUUAAGAAUCCAGGGUACCAAGAGCCGGCUCAGAAAGCCACAGAUAAUCCAGCUGAGGAGAAUUCGUUGUCGGGAAACAAUUUGCUCUCUUGCUUGAAGGACACUCCAUGUGGAAUAUUUGAUGACAUGGAUUUCGAUUUUGACCAGAGCCUGAUAGAUAAGUAUUCAGAUAUAAUAGAGAUCAACACCGAUGACUUUCUUGAUUUUGAAGGUGAUUUGCCCAUGGAUAUGGGAGGUAACGGUGGAGAUGAUUUUCUAAGGUUCAAUAUGAACCCUGAAGAGUUGGAAGAGGGGGAAAUUGCCGAAUAAGGGGGAACCCUGCAUUAGACCACCAUAACGCCUUCAUAAUCCUAACCCGAUGGUUACUAGAUUGAGGUCACUCUGGAUGCUGCUGGUCAAGGGCGCGUUUCAUGCUACUGCAGUUCUGUAAAUCUGAUGUAACUUCUCGCUCGCUCAUGCAUGAAAGUGUUGUUUUCUUGUGUGAAAUUGCUGUCAUUUUCUUCAUCGACUUCAUCAAGCUGUGUCCAACUGUCUAUGAUGGCGACUUUCCUCUCUCGUGGUUCUUGUCCAUAGAUUUUAUCUGCUGGUUGCAUCAGCCGUGUGAUGAUCCGGGAAAGAACGUGAAGAUGAUCAAGCUGCAUCGAUGAGAAGUGACUGGAUCCAAUAAAUGCAAGUUAACUUCCAAUCCAAGUUUAAAGUUCUUCCCCAGCUCAAGUACAAUCCUCUGAGAGAAAUUUCUCGAUAAACCAACUCUUACAUGGAGUACAGGGUUUGUAGUCAGGGGAGUUAUUUGGAAGAUUUGGAGAACCUUUGAGCUUGCUUGUUUCGGUAGAAGCGGGAUGACAAUCAAAUCCACGAUUGCGGAUAAUAUGGAGAAUCUCUACGUUGACUGGGAAUGAGUAAAACUAAUAAUUUUUUUUAAGGGAUGAGACGGGUAUGAUUUUAGACUCUCUCGGUCCCACCACAAUUAUUCCUUUAUAUAUUUAAAAGAAUAGAGAUCAAAUUAUAACUUAUCAAUUAAAAGAAAGUUGGUUAAUAUUUAGAAUAAAGAGUUAAAAUGUAAUUGAGUAAUCACCAUUCACCUAAACAAAACUUUAGUUUCCCCCUCAAUUCCCCCUCAAUUCUCUCUUCACUCACUCCCUCCCUUUUAACAAGAUUGUUAUGUCAAAAUGUGUCGGAGUUGUACAUGAAAAUUUUGGAUAAUAUUGCACAUUUUCUUAUUAUUAAUGGAUGUAUGCGAUUAAUUUAUAUCAAAAUGGUUGUAUCUUGAUUGAUUUUAUUAUUUAUUAUGUUUGUAUGUUAUAAUUAAAAACUUACAUGUUGAAUUUUAAAUAUAGUAGUUGGAUGUACGAUACGAGUACCCGAAAAUCGUGGGUAUAGAGAUGGAGAUGCAAAACCUUUCGGGGUCGUUUGGAGAAUAUGAGUUUAAAUCUAUAGAUUGUCAACAAUCUAAAGAUUCUAACUCUUUGGAUUGUUGAAAAUAGAUUUUAAAAUGUUUAUUGUUUGGUAACUGUGAUUGUUAACAUUCAAUGAAAAUAAACAAAAUUAUUUUUAUAUUAAAUAACGUGUUUAUCCUUAAUAAAAAAUUAGAGUGGUUCGAGAAAUAUUAAAAUCUUUGUUGAUAAAUAUAUUUAAUAUGAUAAAUAAAUAAAACAAAGAGAAAAAGUUUGAGGAAAAAAAUCUUACGAAUCAAGAUAUAGAAUCUCUCUGAUUAUGAGAGAUUUGAUAUCAGUAGAUUUUAGAGAUUUGAAAUCUCUAAAGCUCAAAUCCACAAUACAAAAAACAACAAAAAAAAACAUAACUUUCUACAAAAUCUAUGGAUUCAAUGAAUCCACGCCCUAAAUCUAUGGAUUCAUGUAUUGAUGUAACAGGUGUGAAUUUGAAUAUUUCAAAAUGGUGAAGUAAUGGUUUAGGAAAAUCCUCCACUAAUCCAUCCAUUAACAUCCUAAAAGCUAGUUGCAAGCACAUUGUUUGGCAUGUGGUGUUAGAAAUUAGUUUGUGUUGUAUUGCAUUGCAUUGUGUAGAUAGUUAAAACUUGAUUGUUGCAAGGAUUCAUGUAACAAAUUGUAUAAAGUUCAUAUGUGGGUACUCUAAUUAGAGAUUCCCCAUAAUUUAAUGAUUUUUCCCAUUAAUCAUAGAAAGUUGAUUUGCUUAAUGAAUUGUGAUCCGGAGCUAUUUUCAGAAUGAGAUUUGAAACAUAAAUUUAUAAAUUUCAU
Linum trigynum is the source of this 4958-nucleotide messenger RNA. NCBI's taxonomy places the organism in Eukaryota, Viridiplantae, Streptophyta, Magnoliopsida, Malpighiales, Linaceae. The record is from the annotation of a GenBank genome assembly.